Penaeus vannamei (Pacific white shrimp) is the source of this 3677-nucleotide messenger RNA. The record is from RefSeq and is a predicted model, not a curated record. NCBI's taxonomy places the organism in Eukaryota, Metazoa, Arthropoda, Malacostraca, Decapoda, Penaeidae.
AUGACUGAACACAUGCUGAGAAACCAGCCCAUGGACUUGGAAAUAAGUCUGUCUAAGGUGUCCACGCUUAUACUUCACGGAAUCCUCCUCAUCCAAAAGACUCUCAUUGAUAAAGGGAGCCUCUCAGAUAAGAGCUUAAGUGUUGAUGGAUCGCCAUUCGGUCAAAAUACUGAAGGAGGUCUGAAGAAUCCGCUCAAUCCUCGAAUCUUUAGUGAUUCAACUUUUAUACAUCUACAAGUUGAGUUGCCGUUGAGGCUAGAAGCGCACGAGCGGUGUCGCAAGAAAGAAAAGGGAGCAAAGAAUUUCAAAAAGACAUUGAGAAACAGUCGAGCGGAGUGUAACAGACGGGACUAUCGAGAUACGAAAAUAAUCUUUAAAAAACUGGCCGACACGGAGAGCAAGCGGGGCCUCUGCUGGCGCUGCCUCCUCCCGCGGACGGACUUCUCGAACCGCUCCAGCCGCUGCAGCAGCACCUCCACCUCCGCCCAGGCAUCUCCUGUCCCGGCGCCCAACCCUCCUGGAGCACCGUCAGCGCCCCCGGUCUCUGCGGCGCCCAUCGAGCCUCCUCCUGCGCCGUUGAAGGGCUGGAUCCCUGUGUCUAUGCUGCACCAGAUCGCCUUCAGCGGCGCGACGCCCGAGCACCAGACGCCCGUGGUUCACGCCCAGCCCCGGCUCAGCCUUCUCGCGCCCACAGACCCAGGGGCACCCCGCUCCUCCUCCAAGUCGACCCCCGGGGGCCAGGCAACGCUCGGAAAGGCCGCAGACAAAACUCCGGCGGUGCAGAAGCAGGAGCCGCCCGCGCCCCAACCCGGGUCCUUGAAGCUAGAGGAGAGCAGGGGCGCCUCGACGGCGGGGAACGCCCCCUCCGCCGAAUCCAAGACGGGCGGCGUCGGCGUCGUCGCUGACGAGAAGAAAAAGUACGAGGCGAUGGGCGCAAGGCCGAAGGUGCUGGGCAACCUGCAGCCGCUGGCGGGCAAGGGCGUCGGGCUGAUCGAGGACGAGAAGUCGGCGAAGCACCGCGCGCGCUCCAUCCUGGCGAGCGCCAUCCCGGUGUCCCCGGUGUCCAGCGGCCCCCCGACGCCCUGCGGCCCCAGCCUCACCCGCAGCCCGUCCACGCCCAACAUGCCCAAGGGCUACAUGCCCAUCACCUCUACCAUCCUCACGCCCAUCAACUUCCGCCAGCCCUUCGUCGCCCACAAGCGCCCGUCGACCAUGAAGCAGAUCACGCAGGCGGUGCAGGCAGCGUCGCAGGCCUCCUCCUCCGCCCGCGCCCGCAGCGAAACCUCCCCCUCUGGCACGGGCGUCCGCCCCGACUCCUCGAGCGCCCAGUCGCCCCCGUAGCGCCUUUCGUCAGCGCUCGCCCAGCCUCACGGCGAGGCGCUCCUGCCGGCGCACGCCCGGAGCGACUCCUCGCCGGCCGCCAUCGGCCUCUCCUUCCCGGCCGGCGGAGGCGGCGCGUCGCAGGCUCCCGGAGCGAAGCUCGACGGCGAAGCCCCCAGCGUGAGCGGCAAAGGCGAGGGAGGCGUUUCGCCCCCGGCGAGCACGAAUGCUCAGAGCGGUGUGGAGGAGGUGCCUUCCGGAAGCAGCAAAGUUGAGAACAGCGGCGGGAAGGAAGCCGCGGCGCCGGCUAAAGGAGGCGUGAACACCGCCGCUGCGGCCGAUAACGCUCCGAAGAAAACACAGUCCGCCGCAUCUUCUGCGGCCACUGAGUCGUCUAAUUCAGCUGCCAAUAAUCAUGCUUCCAAACCAUCCAACUCAUCGUCUCCUCCAAAAACGGUAGUUACGUCUGACAACACCAAAGUCACCACCACUGGCAACACCACAAGCGCCCCUUCAAGCGCUGCGAAGACUGCUUCCUCCAGCGCAACAGCUGCCUCCUCCACCAAUACAAAAUCUGUAGCCUCCAGCACGAAAGCUGCAGCAUCAAACAAUACCAAAGUAACUACCAGUAGUAACAGCACAGUCACCACAUCAAGUAACACGACGGGAGUGGCUUCUAAAAAUACAACAGUCGCUUCUUCUAACAGUACUACAACAUCAACAUCAGUCACCACAACCACCGCAAGAAACUCUACAGCCUCAACUUCUAGUAAAGUCACCACUGCUGCUCCCAGCAGAACUACAGCUGUUACAAACAGUCAAAAUACAUCAGCGACUACAAGCAGAAGUACUCCGGGGACGUCCACUGCAGUCGCAGCUGUCCCCAAUAAGACAACAACAGUAAACUCCAGUAAAGCCGGCGCCUCUACAAAGAAUACGGCCACGAAAACAGCAGCCAGUUCAAACCCGUCGUCGGCCGCUGACAACACAACUGUCAUUGCCAAAGCGUCAGCAGGUACUGUAAACAAAGCGGCGGCGACCUCCGCCGGGGCAGCGAACCCCCCUUCGGCAGGCCCCGCCGCCGCGCCCAACGCGAGUGCGGCGAACGGCCUGCCGAAGACCGGGGCCGCCUCUGCCAGCUCGACGGCCUUCGCCUCGAUCACCGUGACCACGACGGCGGCGGGGACGGCGGGGGCGCACCCGACCUCCAGCGCCUCCACCUACUCGUCGGCCACGUCGUCGCGCUCCUCCUCGCCCGGGGUGUCCCUGACCACGUUCGGGCUCAACUCCGAGGGGCGAGGCAUCCCCGGCGCGAUCUUCUUCGCGCUCCGGCCCGAGCAGAAUGGCAUCCGCAGCCCCCAGCCGUGUCCCUCCUCGCGCGGCACCUCCGCCUCCUCCGUCAAGAGCCCGACGCCAGACUCUGUAUCUGCUGGUCAGUCGUACAGACAAACGCUGCCGCCGUCGGGAGUCAAGAGCCCGCCCAUCCUGGAGCAUCCGGCCUCGAACGUCGUCAAGGAGGAGCACUGGUGGUCCGUCGAGAGCCGGGGCGCAGCACACUCCCGGGCGGCAGCAGGGGGUAAGCUGGUUAACUCGACAUGGGUCAGGCUGAUGGGCGGCCAGGCCAACAAUCGUCAGAGUUCGGGCCUCCCGUGGCGCACCGCUCGGGCCGUGUCGGGCCAGCAGCUGGACCAGGCGCGUCGCGCGUCGCACGAGGACAGCACGAGCGGCCCGACGUCGCCCAACAGCAUGUCCUCGACCGCCACCUUCAACUAUACCCCCGCCGUGAACUCGCCGCCGUCGUCCAACCUGUCGUCCGCCACCAACUCGGCCGCGACGUCGCCGCUGCCGGCGGUCAACCAGAGGCCCUGCGAGGACCUCCGCUCCAUGGCGUCCAAGAACAUCUCCUCCGCCAUCAUGAGCUACGAGCUGGGCAACAAGUGCGAGCCGCUCGGGUCGCCCGUGGGGGUGGGCGCCCCGGGGUGGCCGGGCCAGGGGCCAGACGCGGCGAAGGCGGCGCCCGCCAACGACGGCGUAGCCACCAUGACGCGGCGGGACCUCGUGUGCCCCUCCUGCCAGAUGCUGUUCCCUCCGGAGAAGCACCUCCAGUUCCUGGACCACUUCGAGGUCUGCAGGGGACCCGAGUAUGCCGAUCUAUGAUGAAAGGGAACGCAAUAUCACUCAUGAAAAAGGGCUUUAGAGAAUGAACGUAAGUGUCUCAUUCUCUAAAUGCAAGACAAUAUAGAUUUUUGUUGAAUGCUUAUCUAUAAAACGUAUAGAGAAAAGUAAGUGCAGUUAAGCAUCGGAAAAAACUGCACAGUGAUACACUGUUCGAAAUUCAUCUCGUAUGAGUUGUGAUC